Molecule: messenger RNA, 1815 nt
Organism: Durusdinium trenchii
Lineage: Eukaryota; Dinophyceae; Suessiales; Symbiodiniaceae
Source: the annotation of a GenBank genome assembly
AUGGGCUCCAAGGCUUGGUACAACAUUUCCAGCCUCACUCCGGUCCAGGAGGAGCUGGCCGACACCUUACCGAUGUGCUUGGUCCGCUUCCCACGAGGGAUGCCACACUCAGCCAAACUGGGCUUCAACCAUUCCCUCAGCUUGGCGGACUUUGGACUGAUGGCGUCUUUGACCUACGAGCCUCAGAACCGCGUGGCGGAGGGCUGCGCUCAUUACUUCCCCGAGUGGCACAUGGAGCCACGACCACCGAGCGUCCUGGAUGAGGACUGGGUUCGCUUCGUGAUGUUCACCUCAGACACCAACAGCACCACCGUGAUUGCGGUGCGGGGCACGUUGACCGCCUUAGACGUGUUGCAUGACGUGACCCUCUGGUUGGUGCCAGCGGUGCUGCAGUUAUUCAACUACAUUGGCCCGGAUGUCGCAGAUGGUUCUUGGGGCAUCUCCAUGUCGAGGCUUUCACAGCUGAUCCCUUUGGCGCCGAUCCGAAAGCAGACCACGUACGACUCAGUCUUUCUGGCGGUCGAGUACAUGCUGGAGCACUACCCCAAUAGGCUCUACUACCUCACCGGACACUCCCUGGGCGGCGGCAUCGCCAAGCUUGUGGAGUUGCAAUUGAAGACGAGAAUCAAACCUUUGACGGUCGCCUUUGCGGCUCCAGGUGUUGAGCAUGCAGCACGGGUGCUCUUCCCAUCAGGCAUCAGCGAGCUGGGCAACGAGUUGGCCACGCUGACGGUGGAACCCAACAACGACGUGAUCUCGAAGAUCGAUGUGCAGAUUGGGAACACUCUCAAUGCUCCCUGCGACGGCCGCGCUUUGACGUGUCACAGCAUCUACAGGACCUUAUGGGGCAUUUUUCAGAAGUGCCGGAGCCGAAAUUCAGCUCGCGAGCCGAGCCGCUGUUCGUCGGGCGAGCUGGGGCCGGUGGCAGGACAAGGACAAGCCCUGCAGCUGCCGCGAGGUGGUGGGCCUCGCUCCACAGCUGCAGCCUCUCAUGGCAACCUGGCCUCUCACGUGGGAUAUCGAUAUUUGGAAUUGAGACCACCGGGCUAUGAGAACAGCUCCGUCCUGAGAGAGUACUACCAAUACAGCACGACACAGAAGAGGAGGCUGGUGGAUUGUAGACACGCCAUCAAAGUCUUCGUGGAGAUCAAUCCUCACGAGAUCAAAUCGAUCGAUGAUGAGAAAGAAGAGUUCAAAGUAUUGAUGGUGCUCAAGUUCUGGUGGAUCGAUCCUUUUCUCAAGAAUCUCGAGUGCACUGUAUACAUGGAGGAGAGGGGAGAGAUCGUUAAGAUUACUGGACUGAUCUCAAAGCUAUCGGAGACUGGAGAUCUCGAGUUGCUGUGUGACAAUGGCGACGCAGCCCACACCCGAAGCAUCAAAAGAAGUGAGUACAUUCGAAAAACGAUCCAGGAGAUUGAUUGGAGCAAGCACUUUUUCCCCGUCCACACCUUUGCCAACAUUCAAGGAGAGUGUACGGAUCACUGCCAGCCCGUCUACGAGGUGGUCUGGAUGGACGAACGGGGAACCUUUGCUCCUUUCACCGAACGAGCGAGCCGAGGAGCGAUGCAUGGAGCGGGAGCGAUGAGCGAUGCAGGGAGCGAUGGAAGAUCUGAUAAAAACAUGAGAAACCAACUGCUCAUUGCAAAGAGAUUCGACGACUUUUUCUUGGAAAACAAGUGUUUCUUUCAAAGUCAGACACUGGCAACCAGCAGACUGACGCAGUCAGCUGCAUUCUUCGAGACUCGAAUGGUUUCGAGUCUCGAAGCUGUGUGGACGAUCCGGCGAGUUUUGCCGGUUCGGUGCGUCGUGGGGUGA